AUGGAAUAUUACGAGCAUUCGAAAUUUGGGAUUGAUUGGGCUCCAUAUCAAACAAUGUUUCCGGGAGAAAGUAAAAGUGGCACAAUCAACCGAAUGACUGAAAUAGUCAUAUUCUUAAACCCACACUGGAAGGGUCUAGUUGCAGAGGAAAAGUGGAAGGGAAAUUGGGAUGUCUACAGAGACCACUUCAGCCAGAGUCUCGCCCACAAGAUAGAGAAGCUCAACUUCAUAGAUUUCAAGUUACGAGCUCUAUUGCUGUUCGUGUCAUCAGUUCGUGUCACUGAAGCCUUCAAAAAACAUCUGGAAGAGUAUCGAUGCAUUUGCCGAUACGAUGAGCAUAAGCAGAAUGCAUGGAUACAAUCGGAUUUCAAUGAGAUUUGUGUAGAAGGAGAACACCGAAAAGUUGCAAAGAAUGGGAAGAAGAAGGGGAAAAAGAAUGGGAAGAAUGGGAAAAUCCGGAAGAAUGAAGAGCAAGAGGACGAUGACGAUGAUGAUCCUAAUAUUUUAGACGUUGACGGAACAUCAAAUGCGAUGUUUCUUCAAAAAAUACGUCAUUAUGGAGGCGCUCGAUUUGAUGGUGUGGGGACUCGCGGGAUGCGACAAUUCGGAGCCACUUGGAAUGAUAUGAAAAACUUGGGACGGGACAAGAAAAUCUCGUUGGUCACACUUGCCGAAAUGAUGAUUUCGCUACUCGAAGAAUGGAAAAGAGAAUUGGAACUCUGA
Caenorhabditis remanei is the source of this 723-nucleotide messenger RNA. RefSeq lists its product as uncharacterized. Lineage: Eukaryota; Metazoa; Nematoda; Chromadorea; Rhabditida; Rhabditidae. The transcript has 6 exons. The record is from RefSeq and is a predicted model, not a curated record. Bases 1 to 723 code for a protein of 240 amino acids.